GAGACUGAAAACUUUAUGGUAACUCCUGAUUUUAAUGAAAGAAACCACAGGGAACUGGAACCGAACAGGGACCAACUCCUUUCACAAAACGCUCCUAAAGUGGAGUCCCAAGAUCAGGAAAGAAGCAGGAAUGUAGAGCCAGGAUCCUGCAGAGAUGAAGAGCCGAAACAAAAUAAGACAAAUCUACAAACAGGAGGAUAUGGUGAUGAUGUGGACCGUCCAAACCUAAAGAUAGACCAAACAAUGCCUUUAUUGUGUAUGACUUGUGGAAAAAAAUUCAAAAGCAAAUAUAAUUUAACAGUUCACAUGAGAAAUCACACAGGUGAGAAACCUUUCUCAUGUCAGACCUGUGGAAAAAGAUACUGUCAUAGAAAAAGUUUAAAAUACCACAUGACAACUCACACUGGUGAGAAACCUUUCUCAUGUGAAACCUGUGGAAAAAGAUACUGUGAUAGAAAAAGUUUAAAAUGCCACAUGACAACUCACACAGGUGAAAAGCCAUUCUCAUGUGAGACUUGUGGUAAAAGAUACUGUGGUAGAAAUAGUUUAAAAUACCAUAUUACAACUCACACUGGUGAGAAGCCAUUCUCAUGUGAGACCUGUGGCAAAAGGUUUAAUCAGAAAUUUGCUAUAGUCAGACACAUGACAACUCACAAAGUUGAGAAGCCUUUCUCAUGUCAGACCUGUGGAAAAAGUUUUAAUCAGAAAUUUGAUUUAAACAUACACAUGAAAACUCACACAGGUGAGAAUACUUUCUCAUGUCAGACCUGUGGAAAAGGUUUUCAUAAAAACUGUAAUUUAAUCAGACACAUGAGAACUCACACAGGUGAGAAGCCUUUCUCAUGUGAGACCUGUGGAAGAAGUUACAGUGAUAAACACAAUUUAAAAUACCACAUGACCCUCGGAGCAUGUGGAGGGGCAUUAAGUGGUUUUAAAUCUUUAGGGUUUUUAGAUGACCACUAA
This is a messenger RNA of Nematolebias whitei (Rio pearlfish), 963 nucleotides long. Its product is annotated as gastrula zinc finger protein XlCGF8.2DB. The record is from RefSeq and is a predicted model, not a curated record. NCBI's taxonomy places the organism in Eukaryota, Metazoa, Chordata, Actinopteri, Cyprinodontiformes, Rivulidae. Gene Ontology annotation, molecular function: RNA polymerase II cis-regulatory region sequence-specific DNA binding; DNA-binding transcription factor activity, RNA polymerase II-specific. Gene Ontology annotation, biological process: regulation of DNA-templated transcription.